Molecule: messenger RNA, 1336 nt
Organism: Bacillus rossius redtenbacheri
Lineage: Eukaryota; Metazoa; Arthropoda; Insecta; Phasmatodea; Bacillidae
Exons: 4
Coding region: 147-1037 (296 amino acids)
Source: RefSeq, a predicted model, not a curated record
AUAUUAGUCUACCUCUAUGGAACAGAUUCAACAUUGUUGUUGAUUUGUGAACAGUCUAAAAUUUUCGGUUGACAUUUUAGUCUAAAUUUACUCCAAAUUUAUUUGUGGUUUUUUAACACUAUUUCAAGACACAAAAACUUGCAAACAUGUCACAGGCGACGCCGCCGAAGAGCGCGCCGCAGCCGUGGGGGACGCUCGUGAGGCAGGUCGGCGAGUACUCGACGCGCAUCGACGAGUCCUCCACGCAGCGCAUCAGCACCGAGAAGGAGUCCUGCCUGCUGUCGGAGCUGGGCUGCCAGCUGGGGCAGGCCAUCGAGAGCAUGGCGGAGCUGGAGGACCGCAUCGGCGACGCCAAGUGCGACGUGAAGGCGCAGGAGGGCGACUGGAAGGAGUUCCGCGGCGAGCUGUGCCAGGCGCUGGACGACGCGAGCAAGCUGGCCCGCUGCCUGGGGCAGUACCGCCUCGAGGACCUGGCCGGCGGCUUCGGCCGCUUCGCCGACGAGCUGGCGCGCGCCAUGCGCGAGCACGACUGCAAGUUCCGCUCGCACCCGGCCGCGCACCGCGCGCUCUUCCGCCAGAACCGCAAGACCAUCGCGAGGUGCGCGUUGCACGGCGCCACCAAGACGGUGGCCGACCUGAUCAACGAGCUGGGGGUGUCGGUGCCGUCGGCGCAGUCGGCGCAGUCGGCGCAGUCGGCGCAGAGCGAAGGCGCGAGCUCGGAGAAAGUGCAGCAGUCGGAGCGCGCGCUGGUGGACCACGCCAAGGCGCUGGACGAGCGCGUCAAGAUGCUGGCGGCGCGGCUGGAGGAGACGGACGAGCGCACGCGCGCCCUCGAGUCGCAGCUGCGCAACCUGGAGCGCUACAACAAGAACCUGCGCGACAUGGUGGCGUCGGGCGACAUCUGCAGCCCGCGCGCCGAGCCCUCCGACCCGUGCGACGCCACGGUGGAGCAGCUGGCCGCCGAGCUGCGCCAGCUCAAGUGCAAGACGGCCAAGCUGCAGUCCAUCCUCGACAACAAGUGCGCCUGCAUCAAGUAGUCCGUCCGUCUGCCGCUGAACGUCUGGUGAGGCGUGCACAUCCCACCCCUCUCCCAGAUUCGCAUAUUUUUUUUGUUCUCACGGGGGAAUCUCACACAGUUAAUAACCAAACUGGUGUUCUCACUCAUAGCCCUACGCCCUACCACACAACUCCACGUCAACAACAAGCAAUCAUAUUCGAACCUUUGUUCAUGACCUUGAAAAUUUUAAUUGUUGAUUAAAUUUGUUUUAUAUAUAUAGCGUGACUGUACUUCAAUCUUAUGUAUUCGUAACUAUUACUACACUCCACGUAAACAAUC